This is a messenger RNA of Ricinus communis (castor bean), 833 nucleotides long. Its product is annotated as protein UXT homolog. The transcript is spliced from 8 exons. Gene Ontology annotation, cellular component: chromatin; mediator complex. The coding region runs from base 177 to 689 and encodes 170 amino acids. Gene Ontology annotation, biological process: positive regulation of transcription by RNA polymerase II. Lineage: Eukaryota; Viridiplantae; Streptophyta; Magnoliopsida; Malpighiales; Euphorbiaceae. Gene Ontology annotation, molecular function: transcription coregulator activity. The record is from RefSeq and is a predicted model, not a curated record.
GAUUCCAUACACGCCAAGAAUCCACCGACUCUACAGCACUCUCAAAUCUUUUGCCUUUCAAAUCCAGACAAUCAUUUUGCUUACAGAUUUUGUUCUUUAAAUCUUGCUGCACCCAGUUUACCCUUUUGGUAACAACCAGUUUCCAUUUGGUAUCAACAUUUGAUUAAGAAGUUUGGAUGAUGAAUUUGAAGCCUUUCCUGCACAACAGCUUAUCAGUUAUCAGGAGACUGAAAAUGGAAAGCUACCGUCAAGAUAAAAUACAGAAAUUUGAAGAAUUUGUUGACCGCCGCUUGAAACCUGAUCUUGUUCGAGCUAUUGCCCAAAGGGACAAGGUCUUUGAAGAACAGAAAGUUUUCUCGGACUUGCGAAGGAACAUAGAGAACUUAGAGAAUAAUAGUGUAACCAGUCUUAGGACACUGGUUAACCUUGGCUCUGAAGUGUACAUGCAAGCUGAUGUCCCAGACACACAGCGCGUAUUUGUGGACAUUGGACUAGGAUUCCAUGUAGAGUUUACAUGGGCUGAAGCAUUGAAUUACAUAUCAUUAAGGGAGGAAAAAAUAGCGAGGCAAAUAGAAGAAUAUACUCGCCAAAUCGCAUCAAUUAAAGCACAAAUCAAGCUGGUUUGUGAAGGAAUCCGGGAGUUGCUCCAGCUUCCAGCUGAGAAAUCUUUACCAGGGCGGGUAUUUUAACUUCUAUAAAAAUGUAUGCCAUAAUUACUUCCCUUUAUUCAAUAGCCUUCAUUUCUCACGGGGAAGAGAUGGCUGAGAAAGUAAAUUGAAAUGCUUGAUGUAAAGGAGUAUAGCUUCACAUAUAUGCAUCUGGAUUCUAUGACA